AUGCUCGUCAAAAUGCUGAAAGGUUUGGAGGUAUGCAAAACUUCAAACAAAUAAUUAUUUAACUCAUAGAAUAAAUAGGAUAAUAAACGACUUUACCAAUCUGUGGAGAUUUCUAUUAUGAUAAAAAUCCUAUUCCAUUCUUCAAUGAUUUAAUCCAAAACACGAUCAUAAACUGAUCACAUUCUAGCUAAUGAAAAAAUGAAAAUGAAAAUUUAGUCUUAUUGGUACAAAGAAUCUGAUCAUUGUUUGAUUGAAACAAAAUUAGAAAUAAAGAAAAAGCAAAAGAGAAUCGACUCUGAAAUAAUAUAUAUUGAAAACACAAAGCAAUUAUGGAAUCUUAAAAAUAUAGAAUUUACAUGA
Messenger RNA from Paramecium tetraurelia, 360 nucleotides. RefSeq lists its product as uncharacterized. The transcript has a single exon. The record is from RefSeq and is a predicted model, not a curated record. NCBI's taxonomy places the organism in Eukaryota, Ciliophora, Oligohymenophorea, Peniculida, Parameciidae.